AUGCUCUCAGUGGUGGAGAAUGGACUGGACGCCCGGGCUGCCAUCCCGGUCAUCAAGAAGAAGCUGGUGGGAUCAGUGAAAGCACUGCAGAAGCAGUACGUGUCCUCAGACACAGUGGUCACCAGUGAAGACGGAGAUGCCAACACCAUGUGCAGUGCCCUGGAGGCUGUGUUUAUCCAUGGCCUGCAGGCCAAGCACAUCCGAGCUGAGGCUGGAGGGAAGAGGAAGAAAAGUGCCCAUCAAAAGCCUCUGCCUCAGCCUGUCUUCUGGCCUCUCCUGAAAGCCGUCACCCACAAACACAUCAUUUCCGAAUUGGAGCACCUGAUCUUUGUCAACACAGAUGUGGGCCGCUGCCGGGCCUGGCUCCGCCUGGCCCUCAAUGACGGACUGGUGGAGUGCUAUCUGAAACUGCUCCUCCAGGAGCAGGCCCGGCUGAGCGAGUACUACCAGCCCACAGCCCUGCUUCGAGACGCCGAGGAGGCUGAGUUUCUCCUUAGCUUCCUGCAGGGACUAACAUCUUUGUCCUUCGACCUCUCCUACAAGUCAGCCAUCUUGAACGAGUGGACACUCACACCAUUGGCCCUCUCUGGGCUCUGCCCGCUCUCUGAGCUUGAUCCUUUCACUACCUCUGGGGCAGAACUCCAGCGGAAGGAGUCCCUGGAUUCGAUUUCCCAUUCCUCGGGCUCAGAAGAUAUUGAGGUCCAGCACUCAGGCCAUAAGAUCCGGCGGAACAGGAAGCUCACUGCCUCCUCCCUCAGCCUGGACACGGCCAGCUCGUCCCAGCUGUCCUGCAGCCUGAACUCUGAUAGCUGCCUACUCCAAGAAAAUGGCUCCAAGAGUCCAGACCGUUCUGAGGAGCCCAUGUCCUACGACUCAGAUCUGGGGAUAGCAAAUGCCGAUGACUCAGACCGGUCUCUGCAAGAGGUAUUGUCGGAAUUCAGCAAAGCCCAGGUGAACUCUGUGCCAGCCCACGCGCUGAGCCACGAAGCCGAGCCCUCUGCCCUCCAGGCCUCACUCUCGCUCCAGGGCCCCGACGCCACCACACACCCACAUCUGGAUGUGCCCGCUGAACGCCUCCCUGCCUGGGCAUCCUCACGGACUCCAGAUGGCGAACACAAGCAAGAGCCACUUUCCCACAUAGCUGGCACCCCAAGCUUGCUGAAGCUGGGCACUGCCCCAAAUGCUCCUUCAGGGGACACUUUGGCCAAGCCAUCUAGCCCUGUGAAAGAGAAGACCAGGCUCAUCUGCCCAGGAAGUAGCCCAGAGAAGCCCCCAGAGUGGGACAGAGUUGGACUGAACCUUGUGAUUUCCUCACCCACCAGUCCGAAAAGCAAGAGUUGGAUCUCAGAGGAUGACUUCUACCGGCCUCCCCAGGAGCCACCCCCAGAAAGUCUUUCCGAUCAGUCCAUAGCUUCAUCCAAAGGGACUCCAGAGCCAAGGCCUGGUCUGCACAGGCAUUUUUCUCAAGGGCCAAAGAAAAGCCACUCCAUGGGGGCCUUAGACAAAGCUUGCGUGCCUUCCCCAGGAAGCGGGAAAACCAAGACGGCGCCCACGCAGGAACACAAGAACUUCCGUGUGGUACACCGGCGGCAGAUGGGGCUGUCCAACCCAUUCCGAGGCCUCAUGAAGCUGGGCACCGUGGAGUGCCGCGGGGCCAUGGGCAUCUGGAAGGAACUCUUCUGCGAACUCUCGCCCCUGGAGCUCCGCCUCUACCUGGGCACCGAGGAGCGCACCUGCGUGGAGAGCUGCUCCCUGCUGCGCUGUGAGUCCGUGGGGCCGGCCCUCAGCGACGGGCGCUUCGAGCUGCUCUUCUCCGGCAAGAAGCUGACCCUGCGUGCCUCCUCGCAAGACGAAGCCGAAGACUGGCUGGACCGGGUGCGGGAGGCCCUGCAGAAGUGCCGGCCUCAGCAGGAGGACGAGUGGGUGAAUAUCCAGUACCCAGAGCUGCCCGAAGACCUCCCCGAGGCCCCCCAGGCCGGCCUGUCCUCCCACUCAGAGCCCCUGGUGGAACCCGAAGCCUUCCAGGGCACACAGCUCAACUGGUCAUCUGCCCAAAUUCCGGAGCCAGAUGCCAUUAAAGAAUCCCUUCUUUACCUAUACUCAGACAGGACCUGGGCGCCCUACAUUUUCUCCCUGUCCCUGGAGUCUCUGAAAUGCUUCCGGGUGAGAAACAACGAGAAGAUGCUAAGUGACAGCCAUGGGGUUGAGACCAUCCGAGACAUCCUGCCAGACACAAGCCUCGGGGGCCCAUCCUGCUUCAAAAUCCUCACGGCCAAGGCCGUCCUGAAGCUGCAGGCUGGGACCCCUGAGGAGGCUGCCCUGUGGAGGGACCUGGUGCGCAAGGUGCUGACAUCGUACCUGGAGACAGCCGAGGAGGCAGUGACCCUCGGUGGGAGCCUGGACGAGAACUGCCAGGAGGUGCUCAAGUUUGCCACAAGGGAGAACGGCUUCCUGCUGCAGUACUUGGUGGCCAUCCCCAUGGAGAAGGGCCUCGACUCCCAGGGCUGCUUCUGUGCAGGCUGCUCCCGGCAGAUCGGCUUCUCUUUUGUACGCCCCAAACUCUGUGCCUUCUCUGGCCUCUAUUACUGUGACAUCUGUCACCAAGAUGAUACCUCAGUGAUUCCAGCCAGGAUCAUCCACAACUGGGACCUCACCAAGCGCCUGAUCUGCCGGCAGGCCCUGAAGUUCCUGACACAAAUCCAGGCCCAGCCUCUCAUCAACCUGCAGCUGGUGAACGCGUCCCUGUACGAGCACGUGGAGCAGAUGCACCUCAUAGGGAGGAGGCGGGAGCAGCUGAAGCUUCUGGGGGAUUACCUGAGCCUGUGCCGAAGUGGGGCCCUGAAGGAGCUAAGCAAGAGGCUCAACCACAGGAAUUAUCUCUUGGAGUUUCCCCACAAGUACAGCGUUGUUGACCUUCAGCAGAUUGCAGAGGGCACAUACGAAGCCUUCCUCCAGGCCCUGAUCGAUUUCGCCUCCCAGCACGUCUAUCACUGCGACCUGUGCACCCAGCGUGGCUUCAUUUGCCAGAUCUGCCACCACCAUGACAUCAUCUUCCCCUUUGAGUUUGACACCACCAUCAGGUGUGCUGAGUGUAAGACUGUCUUCCACCAGAGCUGCCAGGCCGUGGUGAAGAAGGGCUGCCCCCGCUGUGCCCGCUGGCGCAAGUACCAAGAACAGAACGCCCUCACCUAA
Messenger RNA from Elephantulus edwardii (Cape elephant shrew), 3192 nucleotides. RefSeq names its product pleckstrin homology domain containing, family M (with RUN domain) member 1 (gene PLEKHM1). NCBI's taxonomy places the organism in Eukaryota, Metazoa, Chordata, Mammalia, Macroscelidea, Macroscelididae. Bases 1 to 3192 code for a protein of 1063 amino acids. The record is from RefSeq and is a predicted model, not a curated record. The transcript is spliced from 11 exons.